CUCCCUUGUCGCUGUUAAUAAUCGUAAUAGUGUUUCCAGACAGUAGAAGAAGAAGAAGAAGAGAAAAGCUUUCUUCUUUGUUUGUUUUAAUCACUGAUUUUUGUUUCCAUUGGGGCAUUUUCGGAUCUCAAAGUUCUUCAGACAUCAGACAAAAGAUCCUGAGACUAGUAUUAUGUGCUGAUUCAAUACUGUUGUGAUCUUGGGAACCAGACAUGGAGAAACGGGAGAAAGAAUCAUCUGAGAGAAGCUUUAGUGAAUCAGAGUCAGUGUCUUCAUUAUCAGAGAAAGAUUCUGAGAUUCAGCCUGAGAGCACAAUGGAGUCUAAUGAUAAUGAGAUACAAUCAUCAACGGUUUCUUUGGAAGUAGAAACUGGAAAUGGAGAUUUGAAAGAUAGCAUAAGGACUUUAUCGGAGAAACUUUCAGCGGCUCUUGCUAAUGUGAGUGCUAAAGAUGAUCUGGUGAAGCAGCAUGUCAAAGUCGCCGAAGAAGCUGUUGCUGGGUGGGAGAAAGCGGAGAAUGAAGUGGUUGAGUUGAAGGAGAAGCUUGAGGCUGCUGAUGAUAAGAACAGAGUGUUGGAAGAUAGAGUAAGCCAUCUUGAUGGAGCUUUAAAGGAGUGUGUUAGACAGUUAAGGCAAGCAAGAGAUGAACAAGAGCACAUAAUUCAGGACGCUGUAAUCGAGCGAACCCAGGAGUUGCAGUCGUCUAAAACCAGCCUUCAGAACCAGAUUCUUGAAGCUGCAACCAAGUCUGAGGAGCUUAGCCAAAUGGCCGAAUCUGUUGCCAAAGAAAACGUUGUGCUGAGACACGAGCUUCUUGCGCGAUGCGAAGAGCUAGAGAUCAGAACCAUUGAGAGGGAUUUGAGCACCCAGGCAGCUGAAACCGCCAGCAAGCAGCAGUUAGAUAGCAUAAAGAAAGUGGCGAAACUCGAGGCUGAGUGCAGGAAGCUUAGGAUGUUGGCUAAAUCAUCAGCUUCGUUUAACGAUCUUCGGUCUACAGAUAGUCAUUCAGAUGGAGGGGAAAAAAUGGAUGUAAGUUGCUCUGACUCAUGGGCUUCAUCCACAUUGAUUGAAAAGAGAAGCCUGCAAGGAACUACCUCUUCCAUUGAACUUGAUCUCAUGGGUGAUUUUCUUGAGAUGGAACGUCUUGUAGCAUUGCCCGAGACACCAGAUGGGAGCGGUAAGAGUGGACCUGAAUCUGUAACAGAAGAGGUUGUUGUUCAAUCAGAGAAUCCAUUGGCUGCUGAGAUAGAAGUAUUGACUUCUCGAAAUAAGGAACUUGAAGAGAAAGUGAAGAAGUUAGAAGCAGAGAAAAGUGAGCUCGAAAGUGAAAUUAGAUGUAACAGAGAAGAGGCUGUUGCUCACGUAGAGAAUAUGUUGGCUGGUGAAGUACAAGUAUUGACUUCUCGAACUAAGGAACUUGAAGAGAAAUUGGAGAAGAUAGAAGCAGAGAAAAACGAGCUCGAAACUGAAAUGAAAAAUAACAGAGAAGAGGCUGUUGCUCACUUAGAGAACUCGUUGGCCGCUGAAAUAGAAGUAUUGAGUAGCCGAAUUAAGCAACUUGAAGAGAAGUUAGAGAAGUUGGAAGCAGAGAAAGAUGAGCUCAAAAGUGAAAUUAAAUGUAACAAAGAAGUGGAGGCUAAAUUGAGAAUUGAGCUCGAAGCUAUUGCUUGUGAUAAAAUGGAGCUGGAUGAUAAGUUGGAGAAGAUGGAGGUUGAAAAAGCUGAGCUGCAAAUAUCUUUUGAUAUCAUCAAAGAUAAAUAUAAAGAAUCUCAAGUUUGUCUGCAAGAAAUUGAGACGAAGCUGGAGGAGAUACAAACGGAGAUGAAACUGGUUAACGAGCUAAAAGCAGAAGUUGAAUCUCAAAUCAUCGCCAUGGAAUCAGAGGUAAAUACUAAAAGCGCGAAGAUCGAAUCAUUGGAAGAAGACAUGAGAAAAGAGAGGUUUGCUUCUGAUGAGCUUAGGAGAAAAUGUGAGGUUCUGGAAGAAGAGGUCUCUCUUUAUCAAGAGAACGCCAUCAAGAGUGAAAAUUUAGAACCCAAGAUCAAACAGGAAGACAUUGAAACAGCUGCAGGGAAACUAGCGAAUUGUCAGAAAACAAUAGCUUCAUUAGGGAAACAACUGCAAUCUCUUGCAACACUUGAAGAUUUCUUAACUGAUACACCGAGUAUUCCAAUGGCUGCAAAUGGUGUAUGCAGCAGCAGCAACUCAGAUGGUUGGAAGGUUAACAAGAACGACACUUUCAUGAUGAGUAAUUAUCCCGAGUCCAUCACACCUACCAAAGAAACAUCAACUUUCUCUUCUUCCCCAGCUGCUGUUGUUUCAGUGCCAGUGUCAUCAAACCGAGGGAGUUCUGAGAAGAAUCGAAAUGGAUUUGCAACGGUAUUUACAAGAAGUAAAGAUGGGAUACAUCUAGCGAUCUAGCAUAACUUUGGCAGUAGGCAGAGAGACUAUCUCUUAGGUUUUAACAGCACUUGGUUCCUCUUUCCAGAUUUUGAAUUCUUGGCAGUUUAAAAGAUCAUCUCUCUAGUGCAUGCAGGGGAUGUUCCAUAAACAAUGUUUCUAAAGAUUUCAAAUUUCUUUAGUGUUGGUUCUAGUAAGUUUCUAUGUGAUGUUGUUAUGAAUCA
Messenger RNA from Capsella rubella, 2623 nucleotides. RefSeq names its product filament-like plant protein 1. The transcript has 5 exons. The record is from RefSeq and is a predicted model, not a curated record. NCBI's taxonomy places the organism in Eukaryota, Viridiplantae, Streptophyta, Magnoliopsida, Brassicales, Brassicaceae. The coding region runs from base 213 to 2420 and encodes 735 amino acids.